AAUAGCUCCCGACCCGAAGCACCGUCAACGAACAGCUACCUCUGGGGACAGCGACCUCAAUCGACCGCCCUGCGACCCGACCCAGCACAGCAGAGGCCAAUCCGACUCGGCGCGCACACACACACACCUACUAGAAGUCAUGCGGCGGACACUCAGACUGCUUGCGGGCGUCAAGCCCGCCCGGUACCUCACCCCCGGCAACCCGACCGGCCUCACUGGCCUCUACACACACAGCUCGCCGCGGUCGAGCCUGAUCUACCUCUACUCCAAGACGCUCGACCAGCUCAAGGAGUUCCCCGAGUCCUCGGUGUACCGGCAAUCGAUCGAGGCACUGACCAAGCACCGCCUGAGCAUCAUCCGGGCGGCUGUGCCCCCGGGAUACGACGAGUGGGCGGCCAAUGCCGCCAAGAUCAUCCAGGAGAACCCGGAGGAGUUUGAGGUCAACGCCGAGACCACCCUCGACGGCGUCCACGCGUCCACUGUCACAGCUGGCGGUGACGUCUUCCUUUACCGCUCCGACCCGACCGAUGAGGACCCCCGCGAUAUCGAGUGGGAUGGCGAGGCGCCCGAGCGCGGCAACCAGGGCCUCCGCGCCGAGCAGGAGCGCUACGAGCUCGGAUACCUCGAUGCCAAGUCCCUCGAGCACCCCAAGAAGGUCGAGUGGACUCCUGAGCCGCAAUUGACUGCCAACCAGAUCGAGGAGCUUGAGACCAAGAUUGGCGCCGGCCUCAUUGAGGAGGUGGUUCAGGUCGCCGAGAACGAGCUGAAGCUCGUCGAGGUCAUGAAGGAGAACAAGGUCUGGGAGAGCCUGGAGGAGAAGCCUCCGGCGGGCCAGUGGGAAUACUUUGAGCGGAACUCUGCCUAAGCGGAUGGGGGGAUGUAUGAGUAGAUUGGAUCGCGACUGUACAUAGGACACGGAAAGCGGAAUGCUUGCCGAAAUAAAGCAGCGAUUCAUUGUUCA
Microdochium trichocladiopsis is the source of this 961-nucleotide messenger RNA. Its product is annotated as ETC complex I subunit conserved region-domain-containing protein. NCBI's taxonomy places the organism in Eukaryota, Fungi, Ascomycota, Sordariomycetes, Xylariales, Microdochiaceae. Gene Ontology annotation, biological process: respiratory electron transport chain. The transcript is spliced from 3 exons. The coding region runs from base 140 to 865 and encodes 241 amino acids. The record is from RefSeq and is a predicted model, not a curated record.